Messenger RNA from Nematolebias whitei (Rio pearlfish), 665 nucleotides. It is a transcript of the gene spc24, whose product is annotated as SPC24 component of NDC80 kinetochore complex. The transcript is spliced from 6 exons. Bases 54 to 665 code for a protein of 203 amino acids. Lineage: Eukaryota; Metazoa; Chordata; Actinopteri; Cyprinodontiformes; Rivulidae. The record is from RefSeq and is a predicted model, not a curated record.
GCGGAAGUUUGCUCCAGAUUCGAAUCGCAAUAAAAGCUAACACGCUGCCAGCCAUGAUUCAAGGUAACAAGUUUGAAGACUUGGAGGAGAUCGGGGAGGCUGUGACCGGCUUCAUCGAAAGCAGUCAGCCUGAAAAACUGAAACAAGUGCAGUUUGAACAGCAGGUCAUGUUCCAUCAACACAUGGAAACCAGGAAGAUGGUGACCCAGAUUUUAAAAGAAACGGCAGAGAUUGAGGAGAGUGCAGGCCAGAGGCUGCUGGACAUGAAGGAGGUGAAGAAGCACAGGGAGGAGGAGUUGGAGAACCUGGAGGAGCAGCUGAGACGGUGCACGGCCAAGAGUCAGAUCGUUGACUCCGAAAUACAAUUUCUGCAGAAACAGUUGGAGAGUCUGAAAACGACAGAGGAAGAACUCGAGACGUUUCAGAGUGAGGUGGAUGAAGACACCACAGAGGUCAUCCCGUCGGCCUUGUAUGUGGCUAAGUUGUACCACCUAAUCACCAAGAUCAAGUGGGAGUACGAUACACCACCCAACAUUUUAAAAGGAGUGCAUUAUGGGGCUGAUCUGGCGACUCCCAUUAACGUGGACACAUCCGCUCGCUCUCCCAGUGAAGUCAGCCACCAGCUGUGGGACUUUGUCAGCUCAGAAUGGGACAAAGACAGUUAG